UUGGUGGUGCACUAGUGGCUUGCCCCGCUUGCCGGAGUCCACGCACAACGCGGAUUUUCUUGCACUACAACACCCGACACCACACAUCACCAUGGGCGCCGCAUUCGACUUUGCGCCGGAACGGCCAGAGCACAUCCAGACCACGCUUGAUGGCCUGGACAGAUACAACCCCGAGACGACGGGCACCUUCCAGGACUAUGUCAUGGCGCAGUGCGAGAACCAGACAUACGACUGCUACGCGAACCUGGCCCUGUUGAAGCUCUACCAGUUCAACCCCCACCUGGCCCGCGACGAGACCAUCACCAACAUCCUCGUCAAGGCCCUCACCGUCUUCCCCAGCCCCGACUUCUCCCUCUGCCUGUCGCUGCUGCCCGUGCACACCCUCGCGCCCCUCUCGUCGUCCGCCCACAACCCCGCCGCCGGCGACGCCCCGCUGUCCGAAGCCGUCCAGAAGCUCAACGAGCUGCGCAACCAGCUCGAGGGCGCCGACUACGCCGCCUUCUGGGCGACGCUCGACUCGGAUGACCUGUACGCCGACCUGAUUGCCGACGUGGCCGGCUUCGAGGAGCUGAUGCGCGUGCGCAUUGCCGCGACGGUCAGCCAGGCCGUGCGCGAGGUCGACCAGAGCAUUCUCGAGUCGUGGCUCAACCUGUCCGGCAGCGAGUUCGAGCACUUUGUGGGCAGUGUGUGCGGCUGGACCGUUGAGGCGGGCAAGGUCAAGGUCCCGAUCAACAAGGACAACGAGGCCAAGGGCACCGUGGUGAGGGAGAACGUCAAGUUCGAUCAGUUUGCCCGCGUCAUCAAGCGCGCGUACGAGCAGCCCGCAUGAGCACCACACAGACACGACGACACGAGAGACGGACAAGACCCGGGGCGCGCUCGGCGAAGCAGCGAAGCAGCGAAGCACGUGGAGCCUGUGAAGCCUGUGAAGCCUGUGGCGUGCGGAGGGCGAGGAGCGCAGCGGCAGCCCGCACAACAGGCGCUCCCCCCACAGCAAUGGACUGGAUGCACAGCUUGUAUAUACCCCAGCGACAGACUAGCACUGCCAUGAACCCCCGUUCGGGCCACCACGCCGGUACACAGGCUGGUGAGAUGAUGAAUUCAAAGUAACGCCAUUUUUUGUCGCCUAGUUGCCAUCGAGAUGAAGGGAGAAAGACCGUAGAUUGAGCAGUACUGGUCCAGCAGUCCGUAACAGCCACUACUCUUCCUAUACGCGCCCUGUUCCUUCAAUCCAGCACACCGUACCCCUUCACCAUCGCAUUC
This is a messenger RNA of Boeremia exigua, 1263 nucleotides long. Its product is annotated as eukaryotic translation initiation factor-like protein 3 subunit K. Gene Ontology annotation, cellular component: eukaryotic translation initiation factor 3 complex; cytoplasm. NCBI's taxonomy places the organism in Eukaryota, Fungi, Ascomycota, Dothideomycetes, Pleosporales, Didymellaceae. The transcript is spliced from 3 exons. The record is from RefSeq and is a predicted model, not a curated record. Gene Ontology annotation, molecular function: ribosome binding; translation initiation factor activity. Bases 92 to 829 code for a protein of 245 amino acids. Gene Ontology annotation, biological process: regulation of translational initiation.